AUUACACACACAAUAAAAAUCACACAGGAAAUCAGAGGAUAAAAGUUAAUUCAAUAAUGGUUGGUUUUUGACUGUAUCAGGAAUAAUGAAUAUUGAAAAAUGUUGGAAGAGUGACCUUCUAUGAUUUUUUGUUCUCUUCCCUUCCAGGAAUCUGCAGAAAACAGGAGUGGUCUCAAAUGUUCUAGAUUAAUUGAAAUAAAUCUUCAGACAAAUUUCUCAUAUGGUGCGCAUAGGUUUGCAGUACUUUACAGUACCAAAUUAUUCCGCCACAUUAUUUUGAAGCAACUAUGGCCUUUUUCUAAAGGGCUGCAGGGUUUUAAUUGUUUCUGGUGAGGAGCAAAUUGUAGAAGCUUGGGGAUUUUAAUUUUAAAGUUUUCUUAUGAAUUUUGCAUUUGGGCACAUACAGUUAAGGAGGGUGGGGUUCUUGAAAGAUUCUACAAAAUGAUGGCCUCCAACCAACAGCUAUGCUACAGAAGUGGCUUUUUAAUGUUGUUGAGAAUAAAAGAUCAUUUAUUAAAAAAAUAAUAAUAAGCACGCAAUCCAAUCAGCCUGGGACUGGCUGGGAGUUUCAGGAGAAACUCCCUUAAAAAAAUUUAGUUUUUUGAAUUUUCCCAACAAAACUAAAUCAACUCAAGCACUUCAUUGGAUAAAUUUACUUGCAAAAUGAAUACAGAUAAAAUUGAAUCAACAACACACCUUGUAAUCAAGAAUUACAAAAAGAGGCAGAAAAAAGGUGAUACAUCCAAAAAUAAAACACAUCAUUCAGCUGUGGGGUUCAGCUGGGGAUUUCCUUGAGGAAAUCCCAAAAGAUAAAAUAUAAACUGUAUUUCUUUACCCCAAAUUAAUUCACAAAUCACAAAAUCAAUCACACAACACAAUGGAUAAAAAGAGAUAACCUUCACAAUCACACACACACAAAAGCAACACACAUAUUUUGUAGUCUGUACUUUUGCACACCUAAAUUGCACUGUACCUGCCAGUGUGCAGGUACAGUAGUAUAUUAAGGUACCAAAUUAUUCCAUCACACACCUCACACCAAACUCAAGUUGCAUGUACCAAGUUCAUGAAGUUUUGCCGUGGAAUGAUCUUUUUCUCAUAUUUUUGUGAAGAAGGAAAAGGAAGUUGAUUUCCUUGAGGCUGGGAUUCUGGCCUCUGGUUGGCUGAUUUCAAUUGAGUGGAAGACAAUGGGCUGCAUCAUCUUGCACCAGUCCUUUGGGACUGGUUUUUUUAUUAAAGCCUUGGAGGGCUUAAUUUUGGUUUCUUGUUGUUGGGGGGAUUACUUUUAGUUUUUAUCUUUAAUUAUUUACUGUGCCUGGUGGUCUGUACGUGUCAAAUGCUGUUAUAUGUAUUACAGCAUGUGCAGGAAAAUAUUUAAAUUUUCUCAAUUUCACUCAGUCAAUUUUUUGGUGUUGCUGGAUUGAAUAGGGGAAAUGCAAUUAAGAUGGAUUGAUGCCAAUCAAGUAAACUGUGCAGCUAAGGUAGAGACAAACAGCUUAAGGAAAAAUAAUUUUGGCAUAUUUGUGGGCGUAAAUUGCCCCUCUGCUCUGGAUGCACUACAAAGUUUAUCCAGAGGCUUUUCAGGCAGUGGUUGAGAAAUAAGAAUAGUAAGCUGGGGUCACAGGAUAAUAGAGGAUGGAGAUGUAUUUCUCUUUCAGGUUAAAAGUUUCAAUUAAAAUACCUUGCAACCGUUUGCUACAAAUCUCUGACUCUCUCUGAAUGAAUAAGUGCAGAUAAACAAAUUCCCAGACAAAAAAAAACAGGAUUGCAGAAAAUUCUUCCAGGGUGGAAGCUCCAAGGUGGAGAAAAAAAAGAGGCAGACCAUGCUCCAGAAAGGGCAAGCCUGUAUCUUUUCCUUUCUUUUUCUUCUUUCUCUUGUGGCUGCAGGGACCUGAACAAAGGAAAAACAAACACACACACACUAACUUACAAUGAGUGACUUUAAUGUUCAGUAACACAUAUUCUUGUUGGUUGGAGUGGAUGAUAGCACUUCAAAAAUGGGAAGAAAACAUGUUGGACACCGGACAAAAAUUAGCUGGCUUGUUUCAAACAAGUAUUCCUACACUUUUGUUUCCUCUCUCUUGACCACUAAUCUCUUGGGGUCAAGAUUUCAUACAAUCACAGCACAUAUCAGGGCCUGAUCUUGAACAAUGAAAAGGGAGCACUGUCAGGACACUUGAACAUAAUUGUGAAUGAUAUUCACAAAAGGAGGCAAGAAUUUGUGUAAUUUUGAAAAUGAAACACACAGAAUCAGCUGUGCGGUGCAGCUGGGGAUUUUCUUAUGAAAUCCCAAAAGAGAAAAGUGUAUUUCAAUUAAAACCCAAGAUUCACACACUUCUUCACACGCACAAAACAAAAUUGAGAAAGAUAACCUUAUUCACAAUCACAAGAUUGCAACACACAUCUUCAUCAGUCUGUUCUGCACACCUGAUCUGUUGAAACCAUUGAAGGGAACAGAUUAAAAUCUCUAGUAGUCAUUUAAUAUGGCUGCCAUCUAACAGGAGUCAGUGUGCAAGUAUAGCAGUACAUUAAGGUACCAAAUUAUUCACUCACAAUAAUUACACACAUCAAAGGUAUUCACAGUAAGCUCUGACAACACAAUCUAUUUUGCAGUUGAGUCCACAAUGUUUUUGAUGAUUUGUACUGGUAUUUUGCAAUGGUUCUAGAUUGUGGGUUUUGUGAUCUUUCUAGAAGCAUUUGGAAGUCAAUGAACUGAAAAAUAAGUAACAGUCUGUUGAUGCAAUGCACAUGCAUUGGAACCAACUGAAGACCCAACACAAUUUAGUAGACAAGUUGUGCAGGGAAAAUAAAGAAAUGAAAAUAAAAGGGCAAUCAGCAGGUUUGCAGCCUUUAACAUUUAUUUUAAAAGAUUACAGGACAAAUGGAACAGUCACAACUUGCGCAGUGGUAAAUCACCUGCUACAAAAACUCAAAUUUUCAUCCAAUUCCUUAACUCUUCAAGUUGCAGUAUUGAGGGAAUACUCAGAAAAGCAUUCUUGCCACAACUUUUAGUUUAUAAUGUCAUUCCAUCAACCUAUGUUUCCCAUGAGAUUUUGAGAGAACCUAAAAUAUUGACUUGAGUGCACAGGAAUUUUUGGACGUCUCUCUCUCUGCUUGUUGGAAAUGUGAUUGUGUAAUAGAUCUCAUUGUUUUUUUCCUUUGAAUCUGCGUUUGAUUUUUCAAAUUGAAAAUUCUCUGUCGUUUUCAUUCUCUGGGAGAGGUUUUAUUCCCAAGUAAAAAUACAAAAAUGAGACCUUACGAUUUGGUUGUGUUCGGGGCUUCGGGGUUCACUGGUCAUUAUGUUGUGAGAGAAAUUCUCAAGAUGAAGAAGCAGGCGAAUUAUUCCGCUUUGAAAUGGGCGGUUGCAGGGAGAAACGGAAGCAAAAUCAAGGAAACUCUGGCCUCAGUUUCCGUGUCUACUGGCGAAGACUUGUCGAAAGUUCCUAUUUUGAUUGCUGACGUGAAGGAUGCUUCGUCUUUGGAGAAAAUGGCGGAGAAAGCGGAAGUUGUGGUGAAUGUCGUGGGACCUAAUUAUGUUUCUCAUUGUUCAUUCCAGUACCGGUUUUUCGGUGAGCCGGUUGUCAAAGCUUGUGUCGAGAAAGGAGCGAGUCACGUUGACAUCAGUGGGGAGGCUCAGUAUUUGGAGAGGAUGCAACUGGAAUACCACAAGAAGGCAUUGGACAAGCAAGUGUAUGUGGUUGGUGCCUGUGGGUUUGACAGUAUCCCUGUGGAAAUGGGCAUCAUUCACUUGAGAGACAAUUUUGGAGGAGACCUGAAUGCUGUUGAGCAAUACAUGCGAUUCUUUCCUGGUCCUAAGGGUUAUGUAGUCAAUUCUGGCACUUGGAAAUCCGCUGUUUACGAAUUUGCGACGGUCCAAGAGAUAAACAAGAUACGGAGAAAACUGUUUCCUACGAGACUCCCGCCGAGUUCUCAUAAACUAAAAAUCAGGCCUGUCUUGCACAAAGACCCCUUGAAAGGGAAGUGGAGUAUUCCGUUUCCUGGCCCAGACAGAACAGUUGUGAUGAGAAGUCAGCGAUUUUUCUAUGAAAAUUCCGACAACAAACCUGUUCAAAUGGGAUCUUACCUGUCCUUUGCCUCUUUAUUGAAUUCCGUCAGUGUGAUGCUUUUCGGUGCUGUGUUUGCAGCCCUUGCAAAGAUUCCUUUCGCCAGAGAUUUCCUGGCAAAUAAUCCGAAGUUGAUCACAUUCGGUGCCUUUUCGGAUGAGGGUCCUUCCAAAUCACAGAUUGAAGGGUGCCGUUUUUCUGAAAUUCUCAUCGGAACUGGGUGGGAUGAAAAGCUGCCGAGAAAUGUAUCCCACCAGCAGGAACCAAACACGACGAAGAUUUUAGAGGUUGCUGGACCUGAUCCUGGUUACGUCGGAACGUCGAUUUGUUUGGUGCAAUCGGCCUUAACUAUAUUGAAAGAAAAAAACAAGCUGCCGUCACAGGGCGGUGUUUAUCCCCCGGGUGCAGCAUUUGCUAAAACCUCGAUCAUUCAAAAUCUGCAGAAGAAUGGAGUGACUUUCACUUUCCUCUGAGAAAUUCUGUGGCUGUGUUGUCUAUGACGGGCUUUCUUUUUGUGGAUAGGAAAAUGAAAACCUUGGGUGCUAAUGAAAUUCCCCGUGUUGCUUUUGCAAGAAGAGGAAUGAAAGUUCUUCGAACAAAAACGUAAACACGACAAUUUCAGGAUUACUUCAGAACAUUUUUCAAAAUUUUCGUUGAUCCUCCGAUUCAAGAUGAACUUAUGACUAAGAUUUAAUUUUUUUGCGUCGAAGCAUUUUCCGGAAAUAUUGGCAAAACCCCAUUUUUGAGGAAAUUUUAUUCCUACUGUCGAACGAAAAUACGGUUAUUCCAGGAUUUAUGUGGAAAAUUAAGAAAAACAUUUUCGAUGAUCCUCCGGUUCAAGAUGAACGAUUUCGCGUGACUAAAAUGUAAAUUUUUUUACGUCGCAAAAUUUUCAGAAAAAAAAAUUGGAAAAACCUUAUUUUUGUGGAAAUUGUAUUCCUACUGUCCUCAGUUUCGUUAUCGAAAUUAUCUCUUCGAAAAUCCGUCGAGCAUAUUUUUCUUGAUCGUGAAAAACCUUUAUCACAAUUUGUAUGUUUAACGUUUUUAGGUUUUGUCCACAGGCAUCGCGAUCCUCUGUUUCGU
Molecule: messenger RNA, 5144 nt
Organism: Notodromas monacha
Lineage: Eukaryota; Metazoa; Arthropoda; Ostracoda; Podocopida; Cyprididae
Source: the annotation of a GenBank genome assembly